Diplodia corticola is the source of this 1137-nucleotide messenger RNA. RefSeq lists its product as uncharacterized. The transcript has a single exon. Bases 1 to 1137 code for a protein of 378 amino acids. NCBI's taxonomy places the organism in Eukaryota, Fungi, Ascomycota, Dothideomycetes, Botryosphaeriales, Botryosphaeriaceae. The record is from RefSeq and is a predicted model, not a curated record.
AUGCCUGGACGCAAUCGUAACCAGAACAGAAACGGGCGGGCCCCGCAGAACUUCCAAGGACAGCACUAUCAAAGUCACGGGAACAACAGAGGCAACGGUAAUAACAACCAAUACCGCCGAGGCGCUAAUACCACGCACCAGGGAGGCAAUGGUAGCAACACCCAAAAUCACCGAAGGAGCAACGAUUACCAGGGAGGCAAUGGUAGCAACAACGGACAAAACAGAAGAAACAGCACUUACCCAGGAGGCAAUGCUAACUACAACAAUGGACAACACCACCAAAACAGAAGAAACAACAAUUACUCAGGGGGCAAUGCUAAUUACAACAAUGGACAACACGGACAAACCAGAAGAAACAACAAUCGCCCAGGAGGCAAUGUUGACAACAAUGGACAAUACGGACGAAACAACAAUCACCAAGGACGUAGUCCGAUUAACAUCCAUGGACAUCAAGGGGGCCACAACCCUCACCAGGGACGCAAUAGAAACAACAACGGAAACUACCAAAACAACAACUGGCCCAACAACAGAGGCCAUCAAAACGGCGGCGUAAAUUUGAACGUCGUCCAAUGGCAGGACGACCAGCAUGGAAGAGGAAUCGUAACCGAGCAGUUGGUUUACGAUGGCUGUGUCAACAACGGGGGGUGCAAUAGUUAUCACGAUCACAGAGGUAGGCUGGUCCGUCUGUGCAACGGAAACUGCCAGAAUCAACAAGACGCGAACUACCCAUACUGCCAAAGGGAACCCGACAUGACCCUGAGCAACAUGGCCGCCCCCAUCCAGAUUGACUUCUCUCCUACCGACGUCGACCUCCGAUUGCCAUUUGACGCAUCCGCGUACCCUUACAACAGGGAGAUUCAGUGGAACGGCUUCGCCGAGGUCGCCCUCAAAGAGAAUCGUGAGCGUCGGCUUUGGUAUGACAGCCUCAGUUGGGCGGUAGACUCGGAUGGAGACACUGUCAUGGCGGAUAUGACUACCAAUCGACCCGUGUGGUUUGUAGGCCUCUGGAAGAAUCCGUGUUAUGAUAUUGAUCUGGAACCCGGCCCGAUGGAUAUCGAUGGCUGUGGACUUGCUGAAGCUAACGCACCCAUAGAUAUCGAGGAUUGGGGGCUUGCUGAAACCAUGUCAGAGUAUUAG